Molecule: messenger RNA, 1191 nt
Organism: Dichotomopilus funicola
Lineage: Eukaryota; Fungi; Ascomycota; Sordariomycetes; Sordariales; Chaetomiaceae
Product: Alpha/Beta hydrolase protein
Exons: 2
Coding region: 1-1191 (396 amino acids)
Molecular function (GO): lipase activity
Source: RefSeq, a predicted model, not a curated record
AUGACAGGGAACUCCUCAGGGAGAACGACAGGUACACUCUCUGUAUGGGAGCGGAUAUCCCUCGUCGGCUUGAUCCCCUGGUUCACUGCCCGGUGGCUUUUCGGCUUUGUUUUUCACGGCAACCCUGAGCUGCACUGGCGCCAACGUCUUGCAGUGUCCCUGCUGAGAGCCCAGCGUGCCACUUUCGCUCCAAGUCAGCUGCGCUGGCUGUCCCGCCGUACAUCGACACGCGAUGCAAUCGUUGGGUAUAGUAAGGAGCAUGGCCUUGCUCACAGAAUUAUCACCCUCAAAACUGUAGCAACUACCGAUGUUGUCGAGCUCGACAUCCCGCCCCCAAGCCUCCAUUUCUUGGCACACUUUAGCCCCACCGAGAGGGACGGCGACAGCGGACUGACUCUACUCUAUUUCCACGGCGGCGGCUUUGUCAACCCGCUCCGCAAGGCCGCGCACAUGCCCUUUAUUCAUCGGUGUGCUACGGCCGGCGACGCCACACGGGUCGUAAUUGUCGAAUACGGCCUCGCACCCGAGCAUCCGUAUCCAGCACAGAUGGUGCAAUGCAUCGCCGCGUUGCGGUAUCUCGUCGACGAGAUGGACCUUGACCCAGGAAAGAUUGUGCUUGGUGGCGACAGCGCAGGUGGGCAGCUUGUCGGGGCUGUGUUGGUUCAUUUGGCACGCCCCUCGCCGUAUGCCCCUCCCCUAACACUUCGCGGUAAACUGAAGGCAGCGCUGCUUGUCAGUCCUUGGGCAGUUUUACCAUCUUCGUGUGAUGGGAGCUACAGGACAAAUGCUCGUCUGGACUAUCUCAAUCAAACUAUAGUGGACCAGUUCCAGGCGUCUUGGAAAGGAAACGAAAAUGAGAUAUGGGCAAAUCUUUACGGAGUCGAGGAAGCGAGGGCGGUUUGGAGAAAGAUUGUGCCUAAUGAAGAUCAAGGGAUUGUGGGAAAGAUCUUAGUUACUGCGGGGACGGCGGAGGUCUUUCUCGACGGCUGCCGGGCCGUUGCCAAGGACGGAAUGGGUGCUGAGACGGUUGUGAUUCACCGUGAUAUCGACUGCGAUGCCCCGAGAGGCAAGACGCUGGUGCUCGCGGAAUGCCAAGGCGAAGUACAUGUCCAGUCCGCUGUAGACUGCGCUGUCGCAUUUGAUGGAGGACUAACAAUGCGUGCUAUAACCUCAUGGUUGGCCACCAUUUAA